Messenger RNA from Frieseomelitta varia, 1346 nucleotides. RefSeq names its product GPN-loop GTPase 1. Bases 40 to 1242 code for a protein of 400 amino acids. Lineage: Eukaryota; Metazoa; Arthropoda; Insecta; Hymenoptera; Apidae. The record is from RefSeq and is a predicted model, not a curated record. The transcript is spliced from 4 exons. Gene Ontology annotation, molecular function: GTPase activity; ATP hydrolysis activity.
UUUAAUAUAGUAUAAUUGAAUAUACAAAAAUUCUUAAAAAUGUUUACAGUGUUCAAUAUGUCUGAAUCUAUGGAUACUUCUGAACCUUCUAAAGAAAAUAUAUCUGCGCAGCCUGAUAUAUCUAUUCAAACUGAUAUUAGCGAGAAGAAGAAGCCAACAUGUAUCAUUAUUCUUGGAAUGGCUGGAUCUGGAAAAACUACAUUUGUACAAAAACUUGUUUCAAUAUUGUAUAACAUAGGAAAACCAUAUGUCAUAAAUUUGGAUCCUGCAUGUUCAGAAGUACCUUAUCCUAUUAAUAUAGAUAUUAGAGAUACUGUCAAUUACAAGCAAGUAAUGAAACAAUAUAGUUUAGGACCAAAUGGUGGUAUUGUUACUGCCUUAAAUCUUUUUUCCACAAAAUUUGAUCAAAUUAUAGAACUUAUUGACAAAGCAGGCAAAGAACAUGAAUAUGUAAUUUUGGAUACUCCUGGACAAAUUGAAGUUUUCACGUGGUCAGCAAGUGGUACGAUCAUAACAGAAGCUUUAGCAUCUGAAUUUCCAACAAUUAUAGUAUACAUAUUGGAUACUGUAAGAAGUGUGAAUCCUGUAACAUUUAUGUCCAACAUGCUUUAUGCAUGUUCUAUACUUUAUAAAACUAAAUUACCAUUUAUUGUUACUAUGAAUAAGAUCGACAUUGUAGAACAUAGUUAUGCAGUAGACUGGAUGCAGGAUUUUGAGGCAUUCCAGGAAGCUUUGGAUUCAGAAACAAGUUACAUUAGUAAUUUAACACGUAGCAUGGCUCUUACACUUGAUGAAUUUUAUAGUAAUUUACGUAGUUGUGGAGUUUCUGCUGCAACAGGGGCUGGUAUUACUAAGUUCCUUGAACUUGUUAAAGAUGCGAAAGAAGAAUAUGAAAGGGAAUAUAAGAAAAUGUGGAGGAAAGUGAAAGUAAAACGAGACGCUCAACGACAAAGAGCAGAAAAAGAACAACUUGAGAAAGCAACUCGGGAAGUUGCAGGAGAAGAUGUACCAUUAAUAACAACAGUUAAUAGUGGAAGAGAAAUUUCAGACAUAUAUUUGAAACACCCUUGUAAUGAAUCGAGUGAAGACGAAGAAGGUAGCGAAAAUCCAUUUAAAAGAGAAGAGGAAGACGAAGAGGAUAAAAUGGAAGCAGAGUCUUUUAAAAAUUUCUUGAACAGACACAAAAUGCAGCAGCAAAAGAAGCGUAUGCUUAAUCAACCCACGACAAGUAGUAAUACAUAAUUUAAAGAGAAUGAAUUUUGUUAUUAAGAAAUGAAUUUAAUUAUAAAUGCAUUAUAUUUUGAACUUUGUAUUUUAUAAUAUUACAUACUUAAUAGAAAAUGUUA